GAGGCCUUGCCUGAGGCGGCCGCCGCGGGGAGUGGGGAAUUGCUGUGUGAAAUUCCUUCACGUAUCUAGUUCCUCGUCCCUCUGAACCCUUCCCGGCUCUGUGAUUUAGAGGUUUAUUCUGCCCUUUCUGUAUGAGGGGAUGUAUUUAAAACACUCACCUGCUGUAGGGGCAGUGUGGUUGUUGCCUGCAGCCUUGGAUUGCAUCCUGGGCCGCUGGAAGCUGCCUGCUGUGCAUCACAAGGUUUGCUGCUGCUGUGGGAAUGGGGGAGUACGGAGUGGCACCAGGCCAGCGUGUGGCCAUCAUCUGGGACAGCUCCUCGCCGGUUGAAGCCCUGAAGGAUUUGGUGGACAAAAUUCAGGCACUGGUGGGAGCCAAUAAUCGUGUGUCUGUGGAAAACGUUAACCAGCUGUCUCAGUCAGCUCACAGGGAGUCCAGUUUUGAUGUAGUUCUCUCUGGUGUGGUACCAGGCAGUACAGCACAGCACAGUGCGGAGGUACUGGCAGAAAUAGCUCGGAUACUUAAGCCGGGGGGCCGUGUCCUCCUGAAAGAACCAGUGGUUACAGAAUCAGGAAACAACAGCAGAAUCAAGACAGCAGCCAAACUCCCCACAGCUCUGACUCUCUCUGGGUUGGUGGAAGUGAAGGAGCUGCAAAAGGAAGCGUUGACCCCAGAGGAGGCCCAGUCGGUCCAAGAGCAUUUGGGUUACCAAGGCAAUGACCUUCUCAUUGUUCAGAUAGAAGGCAGGAAGCCCAAUUUCGAAGUGGGUUCCUCAAGUCAGCUCAAACUUUCCUUUGCCAAGAAACCUGGUCCUUCAGGAAAACCCUCCGUGGACCCAGCCACUGCCAAGCUGUGGACGCUCUCUGCCAAUGAUAUGAAUGAUGAAGAGAUGGAUCUUCUGGACUCUGAUGAGCUGUUGGAUUCAGAGGAUUUGAAAAAGCCAGAUCCAUCAUCCCUUAGAGCUCCAUCCUGCAAAGAAAUGGGCAAAAAGAAAGCCUGCAAGAACUGCACAUGUGGCCUGGCUGAAGAGCUGGAACAGGAGAAGAAGAGCUCGCAGCCCAAAUCUGCCUGUGGAAAUUGCUAUCUGGGGGAUGCAUUCCGCUGUGCCAGCUGUCCUUACCUGGGGAUGCCUGCCUUCAAGCCUGGGGAGAAGAUUCUCCUGAAAGAGAACCAGCUGCAUGAUGCCUAACAAAGGCAUCUCUGGCUGUCCUGUGAAGGACUCCUCUGCUUUUCCAUCAGUCUGAGGUUCUUCUUGCAGUUCUCCUCAUCCUCUCAAACUCAUGCUCUCCAGCCAAUACUCCUUGUGGGGAGGGAUGCUGGGGGCACUGACACUGCUGUGAACUCAUCACUUGUAAUCAACCUUGGGCUACCUGAUAAUCUUUGGUGACGAGUGGUCUCAUAUGUAUUAGACUUCAUGUUAUGCCUUGUUUUAGCUGGCUUGACUUGAUACUGGGACACUGGCCAUCACAGCAUGUCCCACCAGCAGAGGGAAGUAGAAUCAAGUGUCAGGUUAACCUCGUUGGUGUGUGGCAGGACCCAUACUUCCCCAUGCCCCUGUCGUACAGCUCUAAUUUGCCCUGAUUUUCCUUGACAAAUCAGCAGCUCUGGCUCAGCUCCGGGUGACACUGGGCUCCUGCUGUCUUUGAAAUUUGAACCUGCAGUUCCUUACCACGUGAAGGUGGCUCAGUAGCUCCUGUUGCAAGUCAGGAGCAGUGAGUACACUUAGCCGUAUGUAUAUGUACUCUUAGCAGCAUAUUGGAACUCCUUGGUAAAGUCUGGCAGGCAUGAUCAAUUUCCAAGCGUUUUGGGAGCCUGCCCAUGAUAUCCCCUUCCCCCACCUAUUUCCAUCAAAAUGACAAAGAUUCAGUCCCACUGAGAAAACUCCUGCCCUUAAGGCAGAGAGCAGAUUAAACAAGAUGUGUCUUGUCCUCCCACACCUUUCUGUCCAACAUCAACUGAUAACACAAGGGCAAUCUGAGACUGUUGCCUCUCUUGGUGGUUACCAGGUUAGUUACCUGCAGUGUCCAGUAAGUAAGAACAUAGCAAUAACUUAAUUUCUAGAUGAUCUGUGGUCACCGUCCUCUCCACAAGGUACUGACUACUCUUUAUUUAUUUGCAUAAUUACUGCUAGUGAAGCAUCUGCACAGGUGCGGGUUGUUCUGUGCCAGGCUUGCUUCUCACCCAGGGAUGAAGAGGAGGAAAACCCAAAGCCGGUGUCUCAGUGGGGUUUGCUUUGGAGCUCAUGCUCUACAGGAUGUGACUGCUUGUUGUUGUGCUACCUGAGUUACACACUAAACUCACGGAGGGAGCUGGGAUGAAAGGCUGUUCUGUCCUUGAAAUAAAAAUGACCAAUAGUAAAGCGUUUGUUUUAAGACUGGUAUUAGUGGCGUUCUAAGUGUGUCUCUCCUUUUACUCAGCCUCUCAGUGAUUUCUGGAACCAUUUAAAUGUUGGGUUGCAUCUUGGGAGUUCUCCAUAAAUUAUUCCACUGAAAACAUGACUCGAAUACAUGAUGCCUAGUGGAAAGAACAGAAUCAAGUUGCCUAGAUUAACUUUUUCAUUCGGUCUAGAUUUCAGAAAGAGGCUUUCUCCUGGUUAAGGAGACUAAGGUUUGCAGGGAGAGAAGGGAGGGAGUCCUCUGGGUGUGCAGAGCACCCUGUGUGGAUCAAGGGGCAGGUGCUCCAGUGUGACCUGUGUACGACUUGGUACCUACCUGGGAGCCAGAGGGGAACAUGAGGGACUGGUGGCAACAGCAACAGAGACCUCCAAGAGCUUGUGUGUAGAGGGGCGGCUGCCCUCCAGCAAGAGCACGGCUUUCCCAGACCCCUUCCUCACCCUUACCCCAAGUCACUGCCUCUGUCAUUAGUGAGAACGGCUCCCAAGGAGACACAAGUCUUGUGAUAAACCUCCUGUCCAGCAAACCUGUUAGCACUCCCAUCUUGUGAUCUAAAGAAAUGGGUAAAAGCCUCUGCUCACCUGUGACCUUUUUCAGUUUUAUUGCCUUUUUUUCAGCCUCACUGGUAGCGGAAAAUUGGAUAUCUGCACGUCUCCAUGUGAAAGGUUCCUGAUAAAGGCAGCCCUUAACCUGAACUCUGCUUUCCUGUCAGGAGUAAAUAAGAUAAGAGAGGGAGGAGGCAGCAGAAGCUUUUGUUUUAUAGUGAUUCACUCAACUGGAAUUUAAACAAGCUGGAAGGACUUUCAGAUACUGCUGAGUUCAGUUAAUGAUGGUUAAGGCUGUGUAAUCUCGUUCUCUUUAAGCAAUGGAGCAUAAACUGGGUGGGAUUAUGCUCCUAUCGGCCUGCUUUUGAGGAGUAUUUAACCUUUUAGCCCCCUUCCCUUGUCUGCUACAGUCUCCAGCUACGCUGCCUACCCUCCCUCCUUCUACCCCUAGUCCUUGUGCCUGGCUGCCCACCCUGUGCGUGGGAGGGUGCCACUUGUCCCUAGGGGGUGAGCAAACUGAGGCUGUGCCUAGAAUAGAGUAGAAUAUUUCAGCUGGAAGGGACCUACAACGAUCAUCUAGUCCAA
Haliaeetus leucocephalus (bald eagle) is the source of this 3521-nucleotide messenger RNA. It is a transcript of the gene CIAPIN1, whose product is annotated as cytokine induced apoptosis inhibitor 1. The record is from RefSeq and is a predicted model, not a curated record. The transcript has 9 exons. Gene Ontology annotation, biological process: iron-sulfur cluster assembly. Gene Ontology annotation, molecular function: iron-sulfur cluster binding. The coding region runs from base 261 to 1187 and encodes 308 amino acids. Gene Ontology annotation, cellular component: cytoplasm. NCBI's taxonomy places the organism in Eukaryota, Metazoa, Chordata, Aves, Accipitriformes, Accipitridae.